This is a messenger RNA of Schizophyllum commune H4-8, 1686 nucleotides long. RefSeq lists its product as uncharacterized. NCBI's taxonomy places the organism in Eukaryota, Fungi, Basidiomycota, Agaricomycetes, Agaricales, Schizophyllaceae. The record is from RefSeq and is a predicted model, not a curated record. The coding region runs from base 129 to 1394 and encodes 421 amino acids. The transcript has 4 exons.
GCCGCCGCACGCUUUCCGUCCCGACCCCCGAUCGUUCGCCACAGGAGGCGUUUUCUGCUGGAGGCGCGCCAAGGUUUCCGAGCUAAGCAGCCAGCGCGAGGACCACUCAGCCAAGCUCGCUCAGCAGAAUGCCAGGUCCGAACAACUCCAAGAAGAAGAAGCAGCAAAAGAAGAAAGCGGCGAAGGCUAAGCGCGCGGCGCAAGCAGCCCAUGAUGAUUCCGCACCGCCAACCGGGGAGCAGACACCGGAGUUUACGAAGCCUCCAUCAUUGACGAGAAUCCAAGGACCACCAUCAAAGGCUCGAGCACAAUCUCGUCCUCCUUCAUCACUGCAACGACAUACUUCUCAUUCAAAUCCGCCUCAGCAACCUCCAAGCUCAUCCCAUCCUCCACAUCAUGCACCGCGACGAUCCUCACCACUUGCUCCGGAUUUUUUCUUCCCUUCACAACAACAUGCCCCACCCUCCCCCCUCCCCGCCGAACCCUUCAUCUAUGACCCCGGCAACGGCCCGCGCGUCCGCGACGCGCGCGCCUUCGUCGACUCACGCUUCUUCGCACACGCGCCCGCGUACGAGGACCCGCUCUGCGCCGAGUUCGCGCAGGAGGAGGUGCUGGAGAUGCUGAUGACGGUGCUGCCGGACGAGUUGGCGUUGAUCCUCUGGUAUAACAAGAGCCGCCUGACGAGCCGCAUCUGCCCUUCCUGCCGCCGGCUAUACAACCUCGGGCAGGCGCUCCCGGACCUCAUUGAGGACGGAGACGAGGACGACGGCGAUGGCGGGCACUCGAGCAGCGGCGACGAGGGCCUGAAGUACGGAGGCACGAAUCGAAAUAUUCAUCCGCACGCCCCUCCAAAUCCCCUCCUCGAGCGUGAGCAGAUGAUUAGCGGAUUAUGCUCCCCCGUCUGCUUCAUCCUCGCCGCGUUCGACUACCCGGGCGCGAUCAAGUCCGCAUGGGGCGCGAUGGCGGAGGAGAUGGACGACCGGGCGUGGGAGAUGUUGAAUAGGCCGGUGUCGGGGAAUGGAUUAACUCUUCUGAGCGGCACUGGAGACAGUGGAGGCGAGGGGCACGAGAGUGAAGAAGACGCCCUCAAAUCCGCGCUCGGAAUGCUCGUGCGCAUGACGCGGCUGCACGACCUGGGGCUCGCGCAGUUGUUGUGUAUGCCGGAGGAGGCGGGAGGGGAGGGAGGAGAGGACGAGCCCGUGCAUGGAGAAGAGGACGAGCUUGUGCGGGGAGACGAGGACGAGCCUGUGCAGGGAGAAGAGGGCGAGCCCGUGCAGGGAGAAGAGGACGAGCCCGUGCAGGGAGACGAGGACGAGCCCGUGCAAGGUCCGAUAGCGGGAAGGGAGAAGGGGGAGGAAGAGCCUUUGCAGGUAACAGAAGUGGUGAGGGCAUGAUGGGCCGAUGCAGCGUGAUGGAGACGGUGUAGCAUGAUGGGCCGGGGACGAUGUAGCGUGAUGGGACGAUGUAGCAUGAUGGGGUACGAUGUAGCAUGAUGGGGACGAUGUAGCGUGAGGAAGGCCAUCUAGGACGCUGCUUUAUUCGAGGAGGCGGAUGUACCACUGAUUUAUCUGGCUUUCCGAUAUCCUGGCUUUCCGAUGUCCAACGCUGGUGACUCUCAGCUCAUGCGCGGUCCAUAGCGCCCUGCAUCGGGGCCGAGGGAGGGCGUAGAUGGUGGUCUCGUCCUGC